Symbiodinium natans is the source of this 1554-nucleotide messenger RNA. The record is from the annotation of a GenBank genome assembly. NCBI's taxonomy places the organism in Eukaryota, Dinophyceae, Suessiales, Symbiodiniaceae.
GACCAGCCAGCCAUGCCGGAAGAAGAGGACUCAGAUCCUCCCUUGUGCCCGCAGUCGGCGGCGCCCGACGAGCACGCCUUGGUCUCGGCCCAGGCCACUGGCGCAGAGUCACCAGACGGGGAAAAGAAGAACAGCAUCUACGGGCAGUUGUUCGCGACGAAUCGGACGCGUUCGACGAUCAGCAAGGGGCAGAGGAAGUCGGAGAAAGGCGACCAGAACGGCCAAGAAGUCCGAGAUUCCUGGGCGGCCGCAGAGAUGCUGCAGCUUACGGGCGAGGACAAGAUCAUGGGGCGCUUCGACACGGUGAUCGGCGUGAUGGUGCUCCUAAACGCCUUCUCCAUGGCUGUCAACCUGGAAUGCGUGGGCGCACAGUCGGCAGUCACACUGGGCAGAACCGCUGGCUUGGGAGUGUGCGAGACCGCGCCAUUCCUCGAGUUCCUGGAGCAUUUCUUCGCCAUGGUGUUCGGGAUUGAACUUAUCUACCGCCUCUACCGGAUUCGAUGCGCAUACUUUCGCGAGCCCUGGAACUGGCUGGACUUCAUGCUGGUUGUGAUCGCCGUCUUCGACCUCUACGUCAUGGAUGCACUCCUCGCCGACACGCCCGCCCACAAUGCGACUACGCUCCGUGUCUUCCGCGUCGUGAAGCUGGCGCGGGUGUUGCGAAUUGCGAGAGCUCUACAUCUUUUUCGAGGCCUGCGCGUGCUGGUGAAGGCCUGCAGUUCCUUCCUUCCUUCACUCAGUUGGUCCAUGGCUUUGCUGGGCCUUUGCAUGCUUUCCUCCGGCCUUCUGAUCGGAAACCUGCUCCAGGACUUCAUCAUUGAUGAGUCACAGGAUGCCGACAAUCGGGACUGGAUUUGGCUCCACUACGGAACCUCUUUCCGGGCGAUCUACACCAUGUACGAAAUCACCUUCGCCGGGAAUUGGGGGAUCUACGCAAGACCUGUAAUUGAGCAUGUGAGCAAAUUCUACGCGAUCUUCUUCGUGCUGUACAUCACCUUCGUGGUCUUUGCGGUCAUUCGAGUGAUCACCGCCAUCUUUUUGCGCGAGACCCUUGAGGCUGCCAAUAACGAUGCCGAGCUCAUGGUGCAAGAAGGUCUGCGACGAAAGGCCACCUAUAUUCACAAGCUCGAGGCCAUCUUCAACGCUAUUGACGAGAGUCAGGAUGGCUUGAUCGACGAGGAUGAGCUCAACGAGUUGUUCAUGGACUCGAGGGUGACGACGUAUUUGGAGACGCUAGAGAUCGACGUGAUGCAGUCCUCCGCCCUCUUCCACUUGCUGGCUAACAGUGAUGGGCAAAUUACGUGUGCAGACUUCAUCGAUGGCAUCCUCAGAUGUAAGGGUCCGGCUCGAGCCAUCGAUCAGAUCAUGAUGGAGAAGAAUGUCAGACGGCUGGAGGAGCAGAUCAAAGCCAUGAUGGGUGCUCUUGAGACCGCGGAGAUCAUCGCCCGGCGGCCGAGCCGACCAUCACAGAACAGGCCUGCCAGGAGGAUGAUUGACGAUCAGAUCACGCUCCUGGCCACAGCCAAGGUGACGGACGUGCAGCGUUUUGCCUAA